Messenger RNA from Phytophthora nicotianae INRA-310, 906 nucleotides. RefSeq lists its product as hypothetical. NCBI's taxonomy places the organism in Eukaryota, Oomycota, Peronosporomycetes, Peronosporales, Peronosporaceae. The transcript has 4 exons. Bases 1 to 906 code for a protein of 301 amino acids. The record is from RefSeq and is a predicted model, not a curated record.
AUGCCUCGCCGCCACCGCGACGACAGCGUAGAAGACGAUACAAGCGUUUCGUCGAGCUCUAGCGACAGCGAAGUCCGCGACAAUGCAGCCCCGACGAACUCACGCAGCAAGAAGAAGAGAGUGAGAAGGCGUUCUUCCGUCCGCGAACGCGGCAAGAAAUUCAAACGAAGAAAGCACUCUCCUCGUCGCCUCUCCUCGUGUCAUCACAGCUCUAGUAGCCGGCGAAGGACAGAUUUUCCGGAAGCACUGGAUUCCUCAGCUGAAUCUCAGCACGGUGGUGUGUGUGUGUGUGGUCAAAUUCCUUCCGAGUCUGAAGAAGAAGAACGCAACGGGGGUGAUGUCGCUCCUCUGGACACCUUAGUGAAUGUUCCUGAGUUGGAUGUGACACCCUUUGACAGUUGGGAUGCGUUGGAGUCAUAUCUGAAGGCGUACAGCAAGAGAACCUUCCAGGUUUACUCCAUUCGGACUAACACUCCCGUCCGGACGAGAAACGCCAGAAUGCAAAGAACAAUGUCUACUGCCAAGCCGAUUCCGGAGGAGUUAAAGUUUUACAACAAAAAUUAUGUUUGCACGCAUUAUGGCGAACCACGGCACAAUCGAGGGCAAGGAAUGCGUCCGAACCCCAGGAGAAUUGGCUGCAAAGCCCAGAUCAACGCCUGUGUACACUUUGGUGCUGACUGGGAAAUCGUUUUCAUGAAGCAGAACACUGGGCACAACCCCGAGGUUGGAAGGGAACUGUAUCAGAACUACCACGAAGCUCGGCAAGUUAGUGACACAGCCUUUCUUGAUUCAGUGCGGACGCUACAUCGAGCUGGGGCCAACCGGAAACGGAUACUGGAAUACGUUAUGGAGAAUACAGACGCGGAACCUACCAUGAAGGAUAUCCACAACUGGUCGAGCGUCUGA